Molecule: messenger RNA, 885 nt
Organism: Oreochromis aureus
Lineage: Eukaryota; Metazoa; Chordata; Actinopteri; Cichliformes; Cichlidae
Exons: 2
Coding region: 23-853 (276 amino acids)
Source: RefSeq, a predicted model, not a curated record
UCUUCUUCACAGAGGUGAUCACAUGUGGAAAAGUGUUGCUUCAGCUCAAGGGCAGCAGAUAGGCACAGAGCCACUGUAUAAGAGGGCUCCAGAGGAUUUCAUGCGUAGCAGACCUGAGCAGUCCAAUAACUUGCCUGAAUCCCUCCCCUAUCCAUCACUGAACCUCUCAGAAGAUUAUUCUCAGUUAGUAGUAUUACCAGCAGGAAGAACCAUAGAGUUGGCUGGAUGUAUCAUUGUGGACCAAUAUCGCUUCAUGUCCUAUAUAUUGUCUCUGCUUUCUGGCAAACAAGUACUGAGGUUGCCAAAAGUGGCUCAGCAUGUCCCAUCUCCUGCUCCUCACAACCACCUGAGAGUGAACAGUGAAAGCCUCAUGGAUCCCAUCCCACGCAGACUUGAAACAACACAUCUAGUUUCAUCUCAGACACAGAACGAGGCAUGCAUAGAACAAGAUUUGAUCAGUGUGCAAUCACUCUGCCAUCCUGCACUGAUAGAGCAGACUCUUAGAAGGGUCUCUGAGUCUGGAGGCCUGCAGACCUUCAUUGAACAGUGGGGCAACAGCAGCCUGGAGGAGCUGGAAGCCUUCAUUGACUUGCACUUUGAGAUUGUGUGGGAAGAAGCCAUGAGAUCAUGUCAGCCGCCUGAACCGAGCCACGCCGUGCCCAAGCAGGAUAAUGCUGUUGGGGAAGCUGGAGAGGAAGUGUUUACAUCCAUUCACAGGAAACUUUCAAAGCUGGAGCUGCUUGAGGAGAUAAAAAGGGAUCUGGCAGAACAGAGAAAGCGCGUGGAGCAAAUCUGGAGGAUCAUACAGCAACUUGCAUAUGAAAUCAAACAGGGCCGUAAUAAUACACGCUAAUAAGGGGGUCUCAGUAAUAACAGAAACAAAGA